AUGCCAGCUACGCUGUCGACGGCUACCACAACUUCCGCUACCUGUCUGAGUCCGCCUGGCGUCCGACCAGCGCGAGGAAACCUGACGGCGGUCCAGGGUCGUGUCGUCUACGAUACGCUGUUAGAGAGGUCGUCACAUGGAAAGCUUCCCGAAACCAAACGACUCGAGGCACGUUCGAGCUACGUCAAGCCGCUGCUCACCCAAGACAACACAAAGGCGCGCCGAUGUUUUUGGCAGAUGUUGCACGUCUCCGUCGUGACCCCACGACGAAUGCGUAUUUCGACGGGAAAGUUGGCGUGUACUAGUAGCCGUUUGCAGAAGUUGGCCCGGCAAAGCGCACAAGCAAGAACCGCGUCAGGGGACCUCCUGUGA
Aphanomyces astaci is the source of this 372-nucleotide messenger RNA. RefSeq lists its product as hypothetical. The record is from RefSeq and is a predicted model, not a curated record. The transcript has 2 exons. Lineage: Eukaryota; Oomycota; Saprolegniomycetes; Saprolegniales; Verrucalvaceae. The coding region runs from base 1 to 372 and encodes 123 amino acids.